Messenger RNA from Drosophila takahashii, 2084 nucleotides. RefSeq names its product kekkon 4 (gene kek4). Lineage: Eukaryota; Metazoa; Arthropoda; Insecta; Diptera; Drosophilidae. Gene Ontology annotation, molecular function: protein binding. The record is from RefSeq and is a predicted model, not a curated record.
UUAAAGGAUACAUUAAUGCUUCCGGUCAUGGGACAUAAUAAUUAAACAAAAGAGAGUUUAAAUGUGCAACAAACAAUAACCCAGAAUAACUGGGAUGAGCUAGACGUUCCGUUCCUCAAACAAUCUCAAUGGCUAUCAAGCUUAGCUUCCAACCAUGUAGUAGUCUUUCCUGUACGCACCUGUCGUUAUUCCUAUUUAGGAUCUACUGUUUGUUACUCCUUCUAAUUCAAAGUGCCAGUUCAGAUUGGCUGAUGGACUGUGGAAAUUGCCACUGCAAAUGGAACUCUGGCAAAAAGACGGCCGACUGUCGCAAUUUGAGCCUGAGUGGAGUACCGGAGUACCUCAGUCCGGAGGUUCAAGUGCUGGACCUAUCACACAACCACAUAUAUUACCUGGAGGAGAAUGCCUUCUCGACCACCCACUUGCAGAAUCUGCAGAAGCUUCUUAUACGCAACGGGACUCUGAAACGCAUCGACCAGCUCAGUUUCUCCCAGCUACAGAUCUUAAUUGAGCUUGACUUGUCCAACAAUCUGCUGCAAGAUCUGUUAGCUAGUGUCUUUGACUGCCUGUCGAAGGUGCGGGCAAUAUUACUGAACGGCAACCUGAUACAAACACUUCGUCAGGGGGUCUUUCGUAACCUCAAGUAUCUGCACAAGAUCGAACUGAAGCGCAACCGGCUGGUUAGUAUCGAUGCCCAGGCAUUUGUGGGAGUACCUCUUCUAUCGCAGAUCUAUCUGGACAACAAUGAGCUAACCAAACUGAGGGUGGAAAGCUUCCAGGGAUUGAAUAAACUAACAGCAUUAUCACUGGCCGAGAAUCCCUGGAAUUGCACCUGCGAUCUUCAGAUGUUCCGUGAUUUCGUCAUAGGCAUGAACCUAUAUACCCCACCUACAUCCUGCCAUUAUCCUUUGCAGUUGCGUGGUCGCCUGUGGAUCGAGGAUCAGCCAGAGGCCUUCGCCUGCAAGCCGAAAAUAGUGUAUCCCUCACUCGGUACUUCCAUUAACACUUCCAAGGAGAAUGUAACGCUUAUAUGCAGGGUUCAAGGAUCUCCAAAUACAGUCAUUGCCUGGGACUACAAUAAUCAAGUAUACGAAUCUCGGAAAGGCCUGCAAAAGCACCGAGUUUAUAUAGAAAUGUUGCGGGAAACCGAACCAAAGGUGCAAAAAUUUGGUCAUGACGUUUUCGUCUCUCGUCUUACCAUAGUAAAUGCCAAGAAGAGCGAUGAGGGUGUCUACACAUGUCUAGCGGAGAAUCCCGGAGGCAAGGAUUCGGUUCACAUAAGUGUGGUGGUACAAAAGGACUUGCAGCGAAUUCCACUGAUAGACACCAAUUUCCUUGCGAUAAUAUGCCUUAUAACCAUGGGUUUUCUCACUAUGUCGAUUCUAUUGUCCGUGGUGACCUGCUUGAUUUUCAAGCGCUUCAAACAGUUUCAUCCUAGUCAGCAUUCUUAUUUGCAAACCACCAGUUUUCCCGCACUCGAAAGCGAAGAUGUUGCCGGGAUCAGCGCCUUAAGUUCGGGAGUUAUUCAGGAAGGUGCGGCGAAUGGAGCAUCAUGUACAAAUUACACGUUAUUCAAUGGCAACGAGAAGUAUCCAGAGGAUUCACUAUCAAAGAGAAAACCUAAUGAAGUGAGGUUAAAUACCAAUAGUUAUUUUGGAUAUCUUGACAAUCAGACUGGCCCUAUAUCAUCACAGAACAAGGGGCUAUAUUCAGAAAGUACUGCCGUACAAAACAACGAAGAGCUCAAACAGAGAGACAAGCUCGACGAAAGUCCCCGACGUUUUGAUCCUAAGAGUUCGUCGCAUUCCAACAGCAACUCAAAAAAGAACGGACAACUCGAAGAACAUCAACCGGAUCUAUUGCCUUCCAAUGAACAACCCACUGCCUUUAAAAGCCAUGAAGAACCUUUGGGUCAACCUUCGAAAAAAGAAGGAAUUAAUCCCCGCAGCAAGUACAACAUCAAUGUGCAAAAGUACCUUAAGGAGAAGUACGGCAGUGUUCGGAAAAAUGAUAACAGCACUAAUAAGGACAUUAGUGCUGCGAAACCACCGUAAAAUACGACUCCACUCAAUUUUAGUCUGUCC